Acytostelium subglobosum LB1 is the source of this 1377-nucleotide messenger RNA. RefSeq lists its product as hypothetical. Gene Ontology annotation, cellular component: transcription factor TFIID complex. The transcript is spliced from 3 exons. Gene Ontology annotation, molecular function: protein heterodimerization activity. The coding region runs from base 1 to 1377 and encodes 458 amino acids. NCBI's taxonomy places the organism in Eukaryota, Evosea, Eumycetozoa, Acytosteliales, Acytosteliaceae. The record is from RefSeq and is a predicted model, not a curated record.
AUGAGCGACAGUUAUGCUAGAGCACUCUGUCGUAUUGUAGUUGCUCAAAUAUCACAUGGACUUAGAUUCUCUGCAAUAUCACAGUCUGCUUGUGAAUCACUGACUGAUAUAAUAGCUUUAUAUAUUGAAGAGAUUGGAACGAGAGCAAGAGAGUAUAGUGAAUUAGCGAGUAGAUCUGAAUGUAACUUUCAUGAUGUACAUCAGGCAUUCUUGGAUAUGUCGAUCGAUAUGAAUGAGUUACAACGUUUUCUGAUACAGGCAGAUGAGAUACCAUUUGCAAAGACGAUACCUCCAUUCCCUCUGCCAGCAAGUCGAAUUGCCGAGGCACAACAACUACAAAGCAAGAAGCAAUUGUCAUCAGCUACUAGUACUACUACUACAAGUAGUACAGGUGGUAGCAACAAUAACAACAAUGCACAGACAUCAAGUACAAGUAGCAAUGCACAAUCUUCAUCAUCAUCAUCUGGUGCCAAUAACAAAGAUGUCGAAAUGGUUGAUGGUGAAGCUUCGGGCAACAAGGACAAGGAAAAGGAGGAGGGAGCAGACAAACAAGCUGCUGCCACCGCUGCAGCAGUCGAGCUUCCAGCACAUGUACCUUCAUUCCUUCCACAAUUCCCAGACAAACAUACCUAUUCCAAGACACCACUCUUUGGAGAGGUUAUAACAGACCCACAUACACUCAAGAAGACAAAGAACAAACAAAAGAGGAAGAUGGAGAGGAAGUUGGCAGACUUGUCAACGAUCACCAAUCCCAAUAUCAUCACUCCAUCACUCGAUCCAACAAAGGAUCCAGGCAGAAACAAACAAAAGAAUGUCAAUGGAAAUCACAACAACAACGAACAACAACAGCAACAACAACAGACAGAGCAACCGGCCAAGGGUAGCCGACAUGCCAACAAAGGACAGGUCGACGAUCCAAAUCGCAUUGCACCAACACCGCUACAUGAUAUCAGUAGCUCUUAUUACAUCAAGCAUGGAGAUGACUCGAGGAAGAUGGAGGAUCAGCCGAGGAGAGUGCUGCUGUCCGAGGAGGACAACGAGCGUGUCAAGAAGAAGCUAAAGUGCGAGAGGAUUCUGUCGAUCACACACGAGAACACAGCCACUGGCUCCCAGGCAUUUGGUCGAGAUGGUCAGUCUCGCGAGGACAUGGAUGACGGUCGAGAAACAAUCGUACCAAACAGUAGCAGCACCAGCAGCGUCGGCACCAGUGUUGUUGGCGUAGUAGUUGGCGGACCUGGCGCUGGUGUUGGAGGUGGAGGUGGUGUGGGAGUUGGUGGAGGUGUUGGAGUUGGAGUAACAAUUGGAGCAGGAACCAAUAACAACAACAACAACAACAACAACAAUAGCGGAACAAUCAUUGAGAAGGAGAAGAUCUGA